AUGACCGACUGGUUAGAGCAAUACUCCGCCGCGCUAGCAGUCCGCGAUGCUCGCGAGCAAGCCCACAAGCCAUACAUAGACGCCUUCACCCGUCUCGCCGAUCGUACCGCCUCCGCCGCUCUCACACCCGCGACGACAAAUCCACCCCUACCUACCUCAUCGUCACCAGCAUCCCUUCCAAUACGAACCUCGACCCCUUCGCAACCCUCGUCCACCACCAGCGACAACCUGACCACUCUACGCAACGACCUAGCAGCCAAUCAGAAAGCCCGCGCCCUCCUGUCCACCCAACUUUCCUCCCUGCAGACCGAGCACACCGCGCUCCAGUCCUCAUCGACCCUCCAAGCCCAGUCCAUCACACGCCUCACAACUCAAAACCGAAACCUCACUCGUUCCCUCCGCGACCGCGAAGAGGAACUGAAAGGGAAGGCCAAACUCGUCCAGGAUGCGCAAGAUGAAAUGGUGAGUCUGGGACUGGCGCUGAGUAUGGCGGAACAGAAAGCGGAGCGCUUGGAAGGGGAGAACCGUGAACUGGUGCGGCGGUGGGUGGAGUACAAAGAAGGGGAAGUGGAGAGGGAGAAUCAGAGGAGAGGGUGGGGAGAUUGA
Zymoseptoria tritici IPO323 is the source of this 606-nucleotide messenger RNA. RefSeq lists its product as uncharacterized. The transcript is spliced from 2 exons. NCBI's taxonomy places the organism in Eukaryota, Fungi, Ascomycota, Dothideomycetes, Mycosphaerellales, Mycosphaerellaceae. The record is from RefSeq and is a predicted model, not a curated record. The coding region runs from base 1 to 606 and encodes 201 amino acids.